Molecule: messenger RNA, 900 nt
Organism: Racocetra fulgida
Lineage: Eukaryota; Fungi; Glomeromycota; Glomeromycetes; Diversisporales; Gigasporaceae
Source: the annotation of a GenBank genome assembly
AUGCCAUCACUUCAUGAGGACUAUACAAUGGCACUAUAUAGAAUUGGUACUAUUGUCAUAGAAACUAGUCGUGUUGAUGGAUUUCGUAAUGAAUUGUCUCCAAUAGCUGUUCCACUAGGUACGUUAUUUGAACGUUCGAAAAAAAAGAAACCACGAUUAUCUGUCGACAGUUCGAGCAAAAGAAAACCAACGUGCGGAUUCGAUAACGAACAACAGGAUACGAAUGACCUUAUUUCUACAGAAUCUAAUGGUGGUCCGCGUCGUGUAAUUGUCUGGACAAAUUUCGUAUUUCAGAUCAUUCAAGUAUUUGUAGAGGCUAUAAUGCGUGUCAUAAAUUGGUUCAAAUCAUUUUGUAAUGGACGCCAACCAGCACCAAAUAGCGCACCGCAAUAUAACAGUAGUAUUGAUGGUGUCGAUGACAUUGAUUGGGAUGAGGAAAUAUAUCAAAGAUUUCUUUUUGAAGAAUUCGACGAACGUGACGAUGAAGAUGACGACUUUACAAAUGUAAAAGAUGAAGAUUCUGUAGACGAAGAUUCAGACCAAGAUGAGACUACCAUUCCUGGCGAUGAACUUCUACUAUUAGGAAAUGAUUUAAGAGAGCAUGAAGAACAGCAACCAUCGACAUCAUUCGCUUCUACAUCUACUGUUCUACCUACAUCAUCAGCUUCAACAUCGAAUAUUUUGUCAACAAUGCAAUCUAUUCUUACACAUUUGAUGUAUUCCACACCUCUUACUCGUACACAAUAUCGACGGCUCACGCAGAACAGUAUGUCAUCUACGCCUGACGAGUCUGCCGCACUGUUGUCACUGAUUCAUGAAAGGCGAGUACCAUGCGAGUUAACGUCCCAACCUAUUACAGACCGUGUUUGUGUUGUUUGUCAUGGGGAAGCUCUGUCGUGA